AUGGAACGUUUGAGGAGAAUCACCGCAUGUUUUAAAUGUUUUCGAAUAGGACAAAUAACAAACUUUAGUCACUUUUGGAAUCUGGAAUUAAUAGGCAUUCAAGAACAAUCCAAUGCCUGUGAUGCUGAGAAGGCAUUACAGCAAUUCAAACAAAGUAUCACUAAAGUAAAGCAAAGGUAUCAAGCUGAUCCUCAGUUACUUAAUCGAUAUAACAGAAUCAUCAAGGAACAGCUGAAUUCCAACAUAAUCGAGAAAGUGUCAUCAAACAUGAAUCAGAUUGGCACCAUUCAUCAUCUAAUCUGA
Molecule: messenger RNA, 303 nt
Organism: Cercopithifilaria johnstoni
Lineage: Eukaryota; Metazoa; Nematoda; Chromadorea; Rhabditida; Onchocercidae
Source: the annotation of a GenBank genome assembly